CUCUCCACUACCCAGCAUCCCUGCGGAUCUAUAAUGUGUCACUUUGGUGCUGAAAUUCAAGAGGGAAUCAACCAAACACGCACUCUAAAUCUUCUCUUGCUCUCGGCGCUCAGUCAGAAUGGUGUUGGACAGGGUGGGCAGCAGCAGGCCCCUGGCCGACGACUGUCCUCAGCAAAGCCUGCAGCCGCAACAAUCGCCCAACGGCUGCAGCCGCGCCGGACUCAACGGCUGGUCGCCGGGCAUCUCCUCCUCCAUCGGCGGCUCGUCCAGCGACCUCUCAGACCUGGAUGAAGACCUCGAAGAGGAGGGUGACGAGGACGACGACCUCGUCAGCCUCGGCUCGAGGCGGUCCGGCAAACGCAGCCCCCGCGCCUCCAACACCCCGCCCGGUGCCAACUCGGCGGCGGGCUCCAACGUCAGAGCUUCCGGCUUGCCCAUUCCAUUAGGAACAGGACCACCGAGGCUUGUGCGCAAAAUUUUCACUAAUAGCAGGGAGAGGUGGCGUCAGCAGAACGUGACUAGCGCAUACGCUGAGCUGAGGAAGCUCGUGCCCACCCACCCUCCUGACAAGAAGCUGAGUAAAAACGAAAUUUUGAGGAUGGCCAUCAAAUACAUCCGCCUUUUGGACGACGUUCUGAAGUGGCAGGAUUCGCAAGAAAAUCUUGGCAGCUAUGACAGAAACGGCAAUUUGCAAAAUUCCAUCAGCUCGACUGGCAGAAUCAAGCAGGAGCCCGCGGAGGAAAGAAGCAGCGCUGAAAAUGGGCCAGCUGCAAAACGAUUCAAAAUAGAAAAACACUAAUUUCAUGAAUCAGCUAAUGAUUGGUUUAAUUUUAUUUUAUUUUAAACAUUUUCUGAUCCGGAAUAUUCAACAAAAUACGUUUAAGCAUUAUCAUAAACGGUGUAAAUCAUUAAGUGAAUAUCAACAUUCACGUGUUGUUUUAGCUUUACAAGUGGUCUAGUGUAUAGAUCGAAAGUAAUGGAUGAGAAUUCAUCUAGUCUCAUUUGUAAAUAAAUAAAGAAAAACAAAUUGCCACUUAAUGUGUCAAUAGAUAAACUUUAGUUUUUGCUUCGAAUAAACUUUACAUAGGCGUUUUAAGUGUAUAAACAAUAUACUGAAGAAAUAUUGAUCUGGAGAAUUUUCUUCAUACUGCUGUAUAAUGCAAUAAAUAUGUAGGUGUUAAGAAAAGUGGAA
Cloeon dipterum is the source of this 1192-nucleotide messenger RNA. It is a transcript of the gene HLH3B, whose product is annotated as Helix loop helix protein 3B. Lineage: Eukaryota; Metazoa; Arthropoda; Insecta; Ephemeroptera; Baetidae. Gene Ontology annotation, biological process: regulation of transcription by RNA polymerase II. The transcript is spliced from 4 exons. Gene Ontology annotation, molecular function: protein dimerization activity; DNA-binding transcription factor activity, RNA polymerase II-specific; RNA polymerase II cis-regulatory region sequence-specific DNA binding. Bases 119 to 799 code for a protein of 226 amino acids. The record is from RefSeq and is a predicted model, not a curated record.